Messenger RNA from Symbiodinium sp. CCMP2592, 2940 nucleotides. NCBI's taxonomy places the organism in Eukaryota, Dinophyceae, Suessiales, Symbiodiniaceae. The record is from the annotation of a GenBank genome assembly.
AUGCACACAAAUCAGCAAGCCGAGCGCAUGUCAGUCAAAUCAGAUGAGGUGGCGGACGAGGAGGCCCGCCAAUGGCGGGCCUUCAAUCUACUGUUUUCCGUCCUGGACUUGAGAGAGGUGGCAACAGCUGAAUGCUGCCAUCCGAGUUGGAACGAUUUCACGAGGUCGGUAUCCAAAGCAUCGUUGCAGGGCACCAUGCUGAAGGCUUGCGCGUGCGCAAACUAUGGUGCAGGGCCAUGGAAGAGCGGGAAACGGAGGGUCACGAUCAAGCAAGCAGCAGAACGUUUGGUUUCAAAAGCGAGCAACGACUACAUGGACGAAUUGAACGAGAAGGUGAACUUUGAUCGGCACCGACCAGGCAACUUUGCGAAAUCAAAACAGUGGUUUGGCAUGUUGGCAAGUUUCACGAAACUUGACUAUGACUGGAGUAUCCUGGAAGCAGUGAUCAUGGUUGCAAACCAAACACAUCCUCUGGACAACGAGGACUUCAAUGAACACGAAGCGGAGGAUCCGCCGCAGCCGGAAAGGCCAGAGCCAAACAACCGUGCUGAGUUCAAGCUGCUGCGGGAGUCUUUCGAGGGCACGGACGAAAUGAUUGAAGAAUUUCUUCAUGAUCAUGAGCAUCACUUGCGAACGCGGAUUUUGAUCUACGGAGGUUCGGUCCUCCAUCAGGAGUAUGCGAACUGGCUUGAGAAACAGAAAGGCGAUGCGUUUGACAAGCUCCACUUUCAGGCAGCUCGCAGCCUGGGUUCUUGGUACGAGACCGUGCUGGGUUUCGCGCAGCUGUUGCAAGCGCCUCAUGUGCUCCGCGGCUUAGACCUCCGGUCCUACGACAACGACAACCUGCCAGUGUCUCUGGACGAUCCAACUGUUCGGGUAGAUUGCAAAAUCUGCAAAUCGAUGUGGAAUUUUGUUGUGGAAUUGAGCAGUGCCCGCGUGUGGAGCCAGAUGCAUCACAGUAUUUGCUUCCCACACUGUUUCGCCCGAGUAUUUGCCGAGAAAGAUUCCGAUCUGGAUGCUUCGGAAAUUUUUUUGCGCAGCCUCUCCAAAUGCUUCCGCAACGUGGAUCUGGCAUACAGGCAGCAAGGACCAGGGCCAAUGCGACAGGCCGUCGGCAGCCUCAUAGACGACUUGGGAACCUUCUGGUGGGUGCUGACCCGUGAAUUGAUCAUUCAAGGUGAACAGCAGUCGUGGAAUCUUCGGGAGCAAAGCCUACGCGAGCUCGGAUUUGUCAUGUUCGCUUCCUCUGUUGAAACCAAACGGAUGUGCGAAGAUGCUUUCGCCUACUUGAAGGAUUCUGUUCAACGCCACAGCAAGACCGACAGCAUGGGCGACGCUACAAAGAUGCUGUACUUGACUGCCAACCAGCAUGCUAGCAAGGGAGGCUCGAAAACCUUGGUUCCAGCACAGAGCGACAUUCGAAUGCAGAGCGCUGAAGAUGUGAAGGAGUUCGAAAGUUUGAAGCCGUUCGCCGGUAAGUUCCAUGAUUUGCCCUUCGAGAAUGUCACCAAAGCUCAGAUCAAGAAGUGGAGACCAGCAGGAUACUUUGCACAGAGAAAAGCGGCGGCGGCGACCGCUUUCAUCCUGCGGUAUGCGCAAGAUGGCCUGGACUUGCAGAUGCUCCGGUCGUGCUGGGCAGGCUGUGUGCUUGUCAAAGGACAUGUCUACUUGAACCAGGAGAGUGGCAGCUAUGUCCUGUCGUUGGGGUUCCUCUCCUACGCCACCUUUGUCUUGAGCCUGACCAAAGUCACGACCAUGGGCGAGAACUUUUUCUUUCUCAACACGAGAAGUGAGCAGCGGCUUCCGAAAGCCGUGUUCAACAUCUCUCCAGGACGCGACAGUCCUUGGAGGCACGUUCCGUAUGAUAUUGUGCCCCCCGCUUGCGCUCCUAUUGAACGUGGCAUUUGCAUCAAACAGCGAGGUGUUCAGGUGGAGGGGCUCCUUCCCAGCGCCCUCCUGAGCGGCGUGUUCCUGACAAAAGAUCAGAUCGAGAGGUGUUUGGCAGCGGAGAACAUUCCGUAUCCGGACAAGCCUGCCCGUGGCAAUCGGAUCCUCAAGCGAGAUCUGGCACGAGCUCUGGUGGAUGUCGUGCUGGGCAACGAAGCGGAGGAAGUCAGAGAACGAAUUCUGAACAAGUUGGCUCGAGAUGCGAAGCCACCCGAGGAUGAGAACGAGAUGAUGCCGGACGACAGCUGCCCGGUUGAGAUCUUGCAAGUUUUGAGUCAGUUGGAUCCGGAGAACAAGGCGCACUUCAGCAAUGUGCUAAAAUGCGCCGCCGGCAUUCUGGAACGCCGCGCUCAGGCAGAGAACGAAAGACAUGCCGCUGAGCGUGAGCGUGCGGCAGUCAGAGGUGCCGGUGUGCCAGGGGCUGCCCCUAGCUCGGCUGGUGGUGAUGGUGCAGACCAAGGACCGGCUCCUGCUGCUGGUUCCAACGAAGCUCCUGCUGCACCAGCUGUUGGUGAACCAGUUCUAGGACCACCCCAAGUGCGGAGGCCGCGGGAUCUGCGAGAUCCCGACAGCCCUGGGCGCAGAGCCUUCUACGGACGAGUGCAGGCACCGCCAGAGUUUCGUGAAUUGUUGCCUCCGGUGGACACUGUUAGAAUGUACCAUCAACCUCGCCAACGGCGGUUUCUGAUCGAGUAUGUGCGUGGCUUGGCUCAUGCAAACAGGCGACAUUGCAGUAGAAUUCUUGUGCAUUUUUAUCGACAAGUGUUUAUCUACCCAGGCUUAGAAGACUAUCAGCGAACGAAGACCAGUUCCUGGCCAGCUGGGGGAAGUGUGGAGCAAAUGCUGGCGAGUUUGGUGACCGUUUUUCGCUGGUGUGAGAUGGCCUACCAUGCGAAGUUCCAGGGACACGCUGCGUAUGAUAGAGACUACAAAGCGAAACUUGUCAGCAUGUGUGCUAAGUUGGCUGCUUGUUGCGAUAUGAGUUCGCCCUGA